AUGAAGCUUGACGUGAACGCCCUUCGCUACCUCUCCAAGGACGACUUCCGCGUCCUCACCGCCGUCGAGAUGGGCAUGCGCAACCACGAGAUUGUUCCAGCAGAACUUGUCGACAGGAUCGCCCGACUGAAGCAUGGAGGUACAUACAAAGUGCUGAGGAAUCUUUUGAAGAACAAGUUAGUGCAUCAUGAUGCCACUAAAUACGACGGAUAUCGGCUCACCUAUCUAGGAUAUGACUUCCUUGCCAUCAAGACUUUAGUUAAUCGAGGAGUUUUUGCUUCAGUUGGCCGUCAGAUCGGUGUUGGAAAGGAGUCUGAUAUAUUUGAGGUUGCCACAGAGGAUGGCACAGUACUCGCCAUGAAGCUUCAUAGGUUGGGCAGGACAUCUUUUAGGGCUGUGAAAUCUAAACGUGACUAUCUAAGGCACCGAAGGAGCUUUAACUGGCUAUACCUCUCACGACUUGCAGCCUUGAAGGAAUUUGCCUUUAUGAAGGCUUUAGGGGACCAUGGUUUCCCUGUUCCAACUGCUGUGGAUUGCAAUCGGCACUGUGUGAUCAUGUCACUUGUGCAGGGAUAUCCUCUUGUUCAAGUGAAAGAGUUACAAAAUCCAGAUGAUGUUUUUGACACAAUUCUUGGUCUUAUAGUUCGUUUGGCAGAGCAUGGACUGAUACAUUGUGACUUUAAUGAGUUCAAUAUCAUGAUUGAUGAUGAUGAGAAAAUUACGGUUAUUGACUUUCCACAGAUGGUGUCUGUUUCUCAUCGCAAUGCUCAAAUGUUUUUUGACCGAGACAUUGAGUGUAUCUACAAGUUCUUUAACAAAAGGUUCAAUCUGACGUCAGAGAAAAAUGAAGAACAACCUGGAUCUGAAAGUGAUGAUGAAGGGAAUAGCAGGCCUUCCUUUUUGUCUGUGAAAAAGACUGCUGGUUCCUUGGACAAGGAACUAGCUGCCAGUGGAUUUACCAGGAAAGAGCAAGUGGAGAUGGAGAAGUACAUUGAGGAAGAUGCUGAAGGACAUGAUUCCAGCUCAGAUGAUGAGGAUGACGACGACGAUGACGAGGUCGGUGAUGCUGUGCCUUUGGUUUCCUUGAAGAUAGACCAGCAGGACGGUUCUGAUGAGCCUGAUUGUAAUCUUGCCUCAAGGGAUUCAGAUGUGCCUGGAACUUUUUCUGAAGAGAAUGGAACAAGGUGUAGCGGUGAGAACAGAUUGGAAAGUCCUCCCUCAGGUGGCAAUGGAGAGGCUAUGAAACUGCUUCAAUCUGGGUCCCAGGAAGAUGACGAUAAUGAUGAUGACUCGUCAGAGGAUGCUGAUGAAGAAGAAGAUGCUGAGCUCACGAAACAAUUGAACAAGCAAAGGAAAAAGGCAAUAGCAGCUGCCCAUGGGGGGCGGAGAAGGCCAGUGUCAUCCAGGAACGCCUACAAGGACAAGGGUAAGGGCACCAUGAACUCCAAGAUCCAGAGGCAGGCGUGCAAGUGGUGA
This is a messenger RNA of Miscanthus lutarioriparius, 1476 nucleotides long. The record is from the annotation of a GenBank genome assembly. NCBI's taxonomy places the organism in Eukaryota, Viridiplantae, Streptophyta, Magnoliopsida, Poales, Poaceae.